This is a messenger RNA of Aspergillus viridinutans, 480 nucleotides long. RefSeq lists its product as uncharacterized. Lineage: Eukaryota; Fungi; Ascomycota; Eurotiomycetes; Eurotiales; Aspergillaceae. Bases 1 to 480 code for a protein of 159 amino acids. The transcript has 2 exons. The record is from RefSeq and is a predicted model, not a curated record.
AUGGCUACAAGUCAAUCUCUCACAGCUGCCAGCACGGCCAACUCUAUCCAGAAGAAGUCUCAAGUGCUUGAGACCCUGCAAAUUGCCGGCAUUACCAGUAACCACGAUGAUAAAUUUGCCAUUAUAUCGGUGCCUCCAUUUAUUCGUGUCCUUAGCACCGGAUACUUCAGAGCUUCAUGCGGCCACGCGGGGGUCGUCCUCCUGCACUUCGGGGUGAAGGGGGGGACGGCAGCGAGGAAGACAUGGAAGGAUGGGCAGGGCAGCACUAUACAGCAACUGAAGUGUGCGGCGUGGACGUUCGUCCAGGUUGCCCAAUUUGGAAAGUUCCUAAUGGCUUUCAAGGCGACGGCAGUUGGCCGCGUCCACCGGCUGGGGCAGCGGAGCCGGCAGAAGGUGUGGUUGAUCUUUCAGGAGCACACCAUCUCUCGUUGGGUGGAGUGCAAUAACAUGUUGAAGGCACUCCCUGAAUUGGCAGCAUAG